Molecule: messenger RNA, 462 nt
Organism: Lachancea dasiensis
Lineage: Eukaryota; Fungi; Ascomycota; Saccharomycetes; Saccharomycetales; Saccharomycetaceae
Source: the annotation of a GenBank genome assembly
AUGGAGACAGUCCUAUCUCAAUUGAUACUGGAAGAAUGUGAGGUACCCAGCACCUUGAUAUUUGCAUUAGGAAGCACUGCUCGUGAGUUUUUUGAAAAUGAUCUCACAAGCUCUGCAGGUACGAUGUCCAGCGUCCGCGCUGUGGUAAAUGCUCAGCAACACAUUAAAGUUUUAUUCUUGAAUAAGUUGCAAUAUCUGUACAUGUACUUGACUAAAUUUGAAGUUGAGGAUGGCGAAGGCAAACUCACAUUCAAGAACCUGAUAAUAUUUGGGCUUGACGAAUCAUUGGGCCUUUCAGAUGAUCAACUAGCCUGGCCGCAGGUUCGACUUUCUAACCUCAUUUACAAUCUGGCUUUCAAGAUUAAGUCAAGAUAUCAAGUUGAAGUUCAUUUUGUUCCUAGUGGAGAUCUUCCUUGUGAUGCGCUUAAUCAAAUGGAACAGUAUUGGAGAGAAGUGUGUUAA